AUGUCUUUGCCCUCCCUUGAAACAACGAGUGUCUAUACGAAAGAUGAAGGGAGUGACCUACUCCAACGCGCUGCCAGCUACACCGAUCUCCCCAGUCAGGCAGACGCAGAUACCGGCUCACCCAGCCUACGAAGAACGUUCUCCGACUAUGCCGUCCCUACACAAGCCGAAUCGCCGACUAAGCCCACGAAAGAAAGUGUAGCUGCCGGGAAAGAUAUCCUACGCCGCACAUCCCUGCGAUCUAAAAAUAGAACCUCCGCCGCCGUCACUCACUUCACACUUUCAUCGUCGGAGGACUUGAAGGACUUGGACCCGCAAAAUGCUGGAACAAAACUACCGGAACACAGGGCACCGGAGCCCGCUGCUCGACCGUCGAAGAGCCGCUCAAUGUCAGGUCGGAUAGUCAGUCUUGCGCGCAAACCAUUUGGAUCAUCAUCGAGAUCACCCUCUCCUUCCACGGCUAAGAGGGUGAAGCAGAGAGCAGAGGAGUCUCCAACGAGAUCAGGAGGGCGCAAAAAUGAGUCGGACUCGGAUUCAGGACCGACGCGCAGGCGGACAAUUCUAUAUAAGCGGCCGCGUCGCCCUAUGCUUGCAGUGGUAGCCAAAGGGCACGAGGACUCUCCUGGAUCACCAAGUAGUCCUUCUAGCAGUAGUCCUGGCAGCACUUUGCUGCGACACCGGACCUCCUUUGAGAAAUUUACUGCCUCUCUCUCUGUCUCGACACCAGUCCUUCCUCCGAUGCCCAAGGGGGCUGCUGCUACAGCUGCUGCUACAGCUGCUUCCUUUCAAAAUACCGCACCCGAGCAAUCGCGGAAGAAAGAUGAGCUUUGGGGGAUAUUCCGCGGCCUGGAAGCGGAUUUCCAAAAGUUCCAAUCUAAGUCAACCUCUCUCAAGGCCAAUGUUAUUCGAUCUUCACUCCUUCCUUUCCUCAGCCGUCAUCAUCUACACACCUCCUGCAAGAAGCUCAGACCCGAAGACUUGGAUCGUCGGGUCAAUAUUCUAAACAAGUGGUGGAUCGGGAUGCUGGAGAUGCUCAAUGGGAAGCACAAUCAGUCAAUAUCUGGAACGGACAGACCUGUCUUCUUAGAGGCAGUUGUGGGCAUUAUGACUCGGCCAGAAUGGCGCAUGCCAUUUCCCACAGCUCAGCAAAGCAGUGGAGUCACAACAGACUCGUUGCAAUAUGCGUCAACUUCUGUGUCGGAAACCUCCGAGGGUUCAGGCUCAUCAGGAUCAGAUUUCCUGGUUGAAUCGAUCCAUCAUAACAUUCGGAACAUUUUUGUGCAAAACCUAUUGUCCCAAAUGUCGUUUGUUGUAGAUCGAAUGUCCAUGAGGCACGCACCUGCAAGUCUGGUCGCUUUCUGCGGCAAGGCUUGUGCCUAUGCCUUCUUUUUCUGCCCAGGGGUACCAGAUAUUUUGGUUCGUCUGUGGAACAUAGCUCCUGCCAUGUUCCGCCGCGUCUUCGCCGAAUCCACCGUGUCUCGAGUUGGGACCAUGCGCGCAUACACCCAAGAGCUCGCACUCAGCUUUCCUGCCGCUCUUCGCCCACUAGCGUUUCACUCGCAUGCACCCUUAUUGCGAUAUUUGCGAACGAAGCCAGAGGCCCCCUUGAACACAGCUAACAUUGCCUGGAAUGGACCAUGGACUACACGCUGGUCUGGCCGCGAAACUGAUUUGUUCUUCGUUUUCGUCAAAUAUAUCCAUAUUCUCUAUGCGGAGUACUUGCCACCAGAGACCGAGAAAGCCAAGCGAAUUUUGGCGCCUGGCUUGCUUCUGGUUCAUGCACAGCUUCUUGUCACGUUUGAGGACACGAUCUACAAGCAAUCAGUACAGCAAAUGCCCGAAAAUCCGUCCACAGCGGCUGCCGUUACAUUUGACGAUUAUCUCGAAUCACCGGAUGCUUCUGCCUCCCCCCAUCAAAUUGGAGGUGCAAGAAACAGCCACCGCUCAAUGGCAGAGAAUCGAUUGAUCAUUCUUUUGCGUGACUUGCUUUCUGAAUCCUCUGCGGAACCGAACCGGGCACGCCUGCUGUAUGCCGAGACAUUCUGUGGGCUUUUAAAGAUUGUUGCCCAGAAGAUUUCCCUCUUUGACCACAAUGCGUGUUUCCUGCUGUGUGACUUUACAGAGGAGGCGAUCCCGAUUAUCACCCGAUAUGCGCAGUCAAUCGAAACGGAGCUCUUCGACUGGGCCUUUUGGUUGGACGUAUGUCGGCAGAUGAAUCAGAGCCAUAAUUCCCUGACCGAAGUUCGGGUGUUUUCGUUCAUUUAUGCCGUCUGGGGAACCUGGACUGCCAGUGAGGAGAGGAAAGCGAGUCUAUGCUUAGACUUUCUAUUGCACGAACCCGUUUUUUACCACUAUUUUAACCAUUGGAGUCCCAUGGUGCGUGCCUACUUCCACCGCCUACUUUGCUGGAGGGUGGGCCGGUUCAGCGGGGAUCCUUCGGCGCUUGAUUCGAACAUAUAUGAGACCCUUUCAGAUCGUUUAAUGCGAGUUUGGGAGUAUUAUGUUGGGUUCCAAUCAAAGGCAGAGGAAGGACUUACUGCACCCUUGUCAUCCGCACCCUGUACACCUGCUCCAGGACGAAGAAUCAUCAUCAUUCGAUGUGACAACCAAAUCUCUCCUGUGAAUCUAUUUGUUUCAUUUGACCGUGUGGUUCCACCCAUGUCUUCCGAUCAAAUCAUGACACAUCGGAGAUCCAGUUCCUCGGAUUCAACGGGUUCAGAAGGCCAGACAUCCAAACGUCGAUGGGGUCUUCUUCGGUCCAUGUUUGGCAGUUCGUCGGCUAGCCGGGCCACAGACGGCAUCAGCAGCAGCUCUGACGAGCUCGACAACACUGGCAUCGAUUUAACCAUGACCUCUGAGAGCAAGUGUCUAGAGGAUCAUGAGCCAACCCCAAACACCAGUUCGGAUGAUCUUGUCCGCCCCAAAACACCCCACCAGCCCUUCUUCUUCAAGUUCUCACUAGAAUGGAUGGAUCGGCCACAGUGGCCUACCAAGAACAAGCGCCUCUUCACCCCCUGCCUCCCCGUGGCAUCUCAAAUCCAUGUGCAGCAUCGACGUUCCCCCUCCAAACCGUGCGAGUUCGACGACGACACCAGCUCCGAAGCUGUGACAGACUCCGAGAUGACUCCUGGUGAAAACCCAUCCGACCUUCCUUCAGAAUCCAAGCUACUCUCGACAGAAACAGUUUCAGAAAUGCAGAAUCGAGUGCACACUACCAAGGACUCGCCAUUGCCAGAACUGCCCUUCCAACCGGUCUACGACCAUCUGGUGCCCAGCAAAUAUGCUGGUCGUGCCCUCGCGGAAUGGGCACACAUCGUCUCGGAAUGCGACAGCUUUUUUGCCCGGCGACGUGAUGAAGGUGUCCCAUCCGACCGCGCCGUUGAGAACCCGACCCUGGGAGUCGAAAGUUUUCGAAAGUAA
Molecule: messenger RNA, 3420 nt
Organism: Penicillium pulvis
Lineage: Eukaryota; Fungi; Ascomycota; Eurotiomycetes; Eurotiales; Aspergillaceae
Product: DUF1765 domain-containing protein
Exons: 3
Coding region: 1-3420 (1139 amino acids)
Source: RefSeq, a predicted model, not a curated record